Messenger RNA from Amyelois transitella, 4606 nucleotides. RefSeq lists its product as uncharacterized. Gene Ontology annotation, molecular function: protein binding. The transcript is spliced from 13 exons. Lineage: Eukaryota; Metazoa; Arthropoda; Insecta; Lepidoptera; Pyralidae. Bases 44 to 3115 code for a protein of 1023 amino acids. The record is from RefSeq and is a predicted model, not a curated record.
GCCGCGAGCACGCCUUGUGAUGCGCCCCGCGUGUUAACGCGACAUGGCCUCGUCCACGACCGGUAACAUCGUAGUCGAGUGGUUGCGAUCGCUACAUCUGGGCCAGUACGCCGAAAGUUUUAUUGAUAAUGGAUAUGAUGACUUGGAAAUAUGUAAACAAGUUGGAGAACCCGAUUUGGAUGCAAUCGGAGUUCUCAACCCUGCUCAUCGGCAAAGACUGUUACAUUCUGUUAGAUCAUUGAGAGAAGAAGGUGCUGCGGCUGUCUACUUUACACUUGAAGAGGCAGCCGCAGCGAGAGAUACAUGUCGAUGUGAGGAAGAGACAAGGAAGGAACAAGCAUCGGCGACCGUAGAGCCGGCAAAGUACGCCGACGAAUAUGAAGAAGGAAAAGCUGAACUCGUAAAAAUACCGCGGAUGCAAUUGAAGCGGCUUCUUCGAGAGCGUCUUGGUCAAGAUGGAAUUCGGCUGAGCUUGCAGCCAUAUUCAACAACGGAUGGAGACCGAGGAUACUUAGAAGGUCUCGCAUCGCGAUACGCGGAUUUGUUCUCCACGCACUAUGGUGACGUAUUGGACCAUCUAGAAGAAUUAAGAAGACACGAAUGGGAGGAGAUGUCUCCAAGAAUGAGGGUUCUUGGAGGACCAGGGACCCCACAGACACCACCUUCUGCAAGCCCAGGAUCUUUGGCUUUGAACAAUCUCACCACAUCACAUUCACAGCCAAUUUACGUGCCUGGAAAAUACUCGUGCUCUUCUUGUUCCCAGCCUUCGAGUUGCCUCACCGACAAGGAGGAGGACGAAAUUUACGGCUUCGGUUACGGGGUGUUCGGCAAACAGAUGUUGCAGCGACAACAACAACAGAAACAACUGUUGUUGGCGCAACCGACCCAACCCUUGAUGCAUAAUCAGCAGCACAAUUAUCAGAGUUGCUUAAGUCCACGGUCAGCUUACUUCUACGAAUUCCCGCCUAGUGAUAACUGCCUCGGCACUGCAAAGAAGAAAGUGACCACGUUUUCAAGACUGCUCCGCGGAUUGAAGUCCCACAGAAAAGAGAAGCAUGGUUCGUGUUCGCCAAAGCACGGUCACAGUCCACGGCAAAUGAUACCGCCACAAAGAGUCGACACUCCAGACAGCGUGCUCCAAAGUGGCCUAGGUUUGGGUCCCGGUCCAGACACAGUUCUGAGGUCCAUGAUCGACCCAAGGGAUUAUGAUCGUCUCCGCUCCUUACAAAUGAGUGCCGCCCAACCAAACACCUUUGAAGAAACGAUUCAUAGGUUAAAAGUACAGGAAGCCAUGAAGAAGAAAGACAAACUAGCAAGAGAACAAGAAGAGAUACUUCGGGACAUUAGGCAUGGCCUAAUGAAUAUGGGAAGAGACGGUGUUAGGGGGCCUUUUGGAGACGACACGUAUAUGUACGACGAUGAAGCAAGAGGCCUUACAGGAAGAGGUCAUUGGUAUGAUGAACCCCCCUAUGAGAGUGAUCCUGAAGAUUUUUUGAUGGGUGGCGGUGCACCAGCAGCGUCCUUUCAGAAUGGGCGUGUUUGUUUCACGCUAAAUCUUCGCAAUGAACCAAGAGGUGAAGGCGUAAUAUCGCUAAGAAGUGCUGGCGACAUAAGUUUAGCUAGAGCUCCUAGAAGAGGAUUGAUAAUCCCGCAAAGCGGCCCUUACCCGACCACAGUGAUCCCGUUACGGACAGCAAGAGAUCGAGAAAGUGGGGAUUACGCCGCGUCCGACAUACAGUCAAUAGGUUCCAGAUUAUCGGGUAUUUCAUUAGAAUCAAGUCGAUCCGAGCGAGAUUCUAGACGGGGUUACAGACAAAUGUCAGGCUAUCGGAUAGGCGCCGACCCUUUGUCCCCCGCUUCGUCUGACUAUGAAGAUCAAGAGAGUGAAACGGAUUCUCAACAUAUAGCAACUGUACAUAAGUCAGCAGAAGAUUGCGAAGGUGUGUCUAAUUUAGCAGGAAAAGUAAGAGGUCUAAGGCAAGAUGUACAAAGAAAAAUAUCGAGGCUAAGACAAGAGCGCGGUCCUGAGGGCAGCGAUAGACGGAUCAGUGGUGACCAAGCAUUUCCCUGUUCUAAUAGUUCUUUCGAAAGUCUUCCCAGCGGAUCAGGCAGUAGCACACAAGCAUUGGUACGGGCCGGUAGUAAUCACUCAUCUCUGUCGGCAGAAGAAAACAUAGAAUUAAGUCCGGCCGGGCGGAGUUUGCUUGUGCCGCAGAUGCUAUGCCGGGCCCGUGCACUCGUCGAUUACGUACCCAAUAUUUAUGAGAAAGAGGCCCUGAGAUACAAGAAAGGAGACAUCAUAGAGGUGAUCAAUAUGAAUGCUUCUGGUAUUUGGCGUGGAGUACUAAACAACAAAGUAGGAAAUUUCAAAUUUGCGAAUGUUGAAGUUUUGUCAGAUAGAGAUACAAUUCGGUCAAGAUCUUCCAAGUGGUGCAAAAGCCGCGAAAGACUCUGGGAAACUAGACCGAGAACUGUUGAAGAACUGUUGAGAAGGAUAGACUUACCCGAAUACACUGUAGCUUUCUCUAGAAACGGAUAUGAAGAUAUUGAACUAUUUAAAGAAAUUGAGCCGUCAGAUUUAGAUUAUCUUGGAAUAAUGACUCCUGAACACCGAACACGCAUCUUAGCUGCUGUACAACUGCUGCACCAACUUGAAUGUGGCGAGGGCGACGGGGAAGGCGAGGGCGGUGGUUCCAGUUCAGAAGGUGGCGAGUCACCAUUUGGCCGACGUCAAUUUCCCCGGGACUCCGGCUGCUACGAAGCGAGCGUCGGCGUCGGUGGAGUCCGUGUCCGAACUUCACCUCUAGUACAUAGAGCUGACGAGCCUACUCAUAGGCCACCAGAUCCUGCUCCCCAAGCAAAACGGUCGGUCAGACGUCGACAACCCGAUGAUGCGGAAUGCGACAGGAUCGAGCGUUAUCCAGGAACGGUUGGAGAAAGAUCAGUAGCCCGAACCGGUUUGCCUGGAGGAGCUAGAGAUGAUACGUGUGAAUCUGACCAUCGUUUGAAUGUAGUCAAGUUUGUAGCUGGGGGUGAGCCUUGUGCUUCAGAGAAAAGUAGCGACUCAGGUGUCAGUAGUUCUUCAUUGAGUUCUGCUCAUCCUCACCGCCCCUGAGCGCGGCCUGCCGCGCCGGCGCUGGCGUAGGCGCUAGCGCGGGCGCGAGCGCAGGCUGCGCUGACGCCCGCUUCCCCCGCUGACGCGGAAGACGAGGCACCGCCCUAGUGCGUGCCGAAACUAAGCGGGGAUUAAUAUUAUAGAUCCAUCUUUGACUGUUACAUUAGUACUUUGACUCCAAAUAAAUAAGAAUUAAAAUUAGAUUCGUAAACACAUAGUAUUGGAUGACAUUUGUUAGAUCAACAAGAUUAAUAUAAUGUCAAUCAAUAGUAACUUUAAUCUUUAACUAUCAAGACAUAUUUUUAAUUCCAAGACUGAAAUUUUGUGUGACUAACUUCUUUUUCAUUUAAUUAGUAAAAUUGACUUGUAAGCAGAUACGGGCGGUACCGCUUUUAUUUAAAUCAGAAAAUGUUUUAUAAAUAUUGUUAACAACAUUAAGGCUUUCUCAUAGAUGCAGCUAUAAAUAAGAUUUUUUGGAGAGUUACAAGUACAGUGCAGAAGACUAAAUGCAUUUUAUAUUAUGUUGUCUAUAUAAUAACUUAAGUAUAAUGACAUCUAUUGCGACUAAGACGAUGGUAACUGCUUCUAUGAGAAAACUUAUUACAUUGCACACAUAAUACUUUCAUUAAAUUGUUGAAAAAAUUAUAUUUUUAUGUAACAAUUGGAGAGCAAUAAAAAAUAUGAACUUGUGAGGAAUAGUCUCCCAAGAGACAUGACUAAAAAUGACGUCACGCUUGUGGUUAUAAUUGAAAUAUUUUAUCCUGUACGAUUGUUGGUUAUUACGGUUUCGAAACAAAUUUUGAAAUCGCUGUUAUCAUUCCUUUAGUAACUAGCAUAUCAGUGACAGCGCCAAUGUUAGCUUUAGUUGCGUUUACUUAUAUUUUUCACGUAAUUUUAUUAUGUACUUAAUGAUUAUUCCCAACCAGAUUCCCAUAAAAUUUUUAAUAUGCUUAAGGCGUUAAUUGAUUGAGAUCAUUCUUGUUUUCAACAAUGUCAUAAUUAUGAUUUAUAAAUGAUUAAUACUUACGUGCAUAUUUGUUUUUAUUUAAACAUUUAUGAUCUGAGUAAAAACGCGCCUUAAUAGAGUAUAUUUUAAGUGCUGCUAAUAUAUUUAAUUUAAAUUUAAGGCAAUAAGCCAGUGUAGCAAACUGGCGCGUUAAAAGCGCAACUCGAUAGCAAUAAAUGUAAAUAAUAUAAUAGAUAGGUUAAUUAUUACUAUAUGUUGAGACCUUUUGUAAUUUUUUAAGAGAGCUUUAUGCGGUGGGUCGCGUGUACAUACAGUUAGAUUAGGUUUGAGUGUGAAAUUCUGAAUUUCGCUCAUAUCUUCCAAGUUAUGGUUUUGAUAUUUGACCUUUACGAUUUCCACAUUUGUGACUGAGCUGAAACGUAAAAUUCUGUGUUGUCAAUUCUACAAGAUAUACUUUACUCUUGCGAAUAUUUUACUUAUAAAACCGUGUAAAAACUAUAAAGAAAUACUCAUGUAUUCCACGU